Lotus japonicus is the source of this 1050-nucleotide messenger RNA. Its product is annotated as Golgi SNAP receptor complex member 1-2. Lineage: Eukaryota; Viridiplantae; Streptophyta; Magnoliopsida; Fabales; Fabaceae. Gene Ontology annotation, molecular function: SNAP receptor activity. Gene Ontology annotation, biological process: endoplasmic reticulum to Golgi vesicle-mediated transport; vesicle fusion. The transcript has 6 exons. Bases 142 to 861 code for a protein of 239 amino acids. Gene Ontology annotation, cellular component: Golgi membrane; cis-Golgi network; Golgi medial cisterna. The record is from RefSeq and is a predicted model, not a curated record.
AUCCCCUCUCAUAACUAACAAAACGCUGUUGAAUGAAACCUGUUCUUUCAGUACUAUCAUUCUCCUACUCGAGUUGCAGACGAUUCUCCACCACCAUCUGAGCGAAUCAGCCAUCUCCAUCUCUCCCCAAUAAAGAUCCGAAUGAGGGAUUCAAAUCUGGAGCUGCAGGAAUCGGGCUGGGAAGAAUUGCGAAAGGAAGCGCGCAAGAUCGAGGGCGAUCUCGACGUCAAGCUCUCUUCCUACGCCAAACUCGGCGCUAGGUUCACCCAAGGAGGUUAUGUGGAUGGUGGUUCACCACCUCUUGGGUCCAGUAGGUCUUGGAAGUCCAUGGAGAUGGAAAUCCAGUCCUUGCUGGAGAAACUAUUAGACAUAAAUGAUUCAAUGAGUAGAUGUGCUGCAUCUGCUGGACCAGCUACUUCUGUAACUCAAAAGUUGGCUAGGCACAGAGACAUUCUUCAUGAGUUUACCCAGGAAUUUAGGCGUAUUAAGGGGAACAUAAACUCAAUGAGGGAACAUGCAGAGCUUUUGACUUCUGUGAGAGAUGAUAUUUCUGACUUUAAGACAUCGGGUAGCAUGUCACCAAGGAUGCAGUUACUACGAGAGAGAGCUGCAAUCCAUGGAAGUAUAUCUCAUAUAGAUGAUGUGAUUAGUCAAGCUCAAGCAACAAGAUCUGUAUUGGGUUCUCAGAGGGCAUUGUUUGGUGAUGUUCAGGGGAAAGUGAAGGUUCUUGGCGACAAGUUCCCCAUUAUUCGAAGCUUGCUUGGUUCUAUAAGAAGGAAACGCUCAAGGGAUACCCUUAUUCUGUCAGCAGUAAUUGCUGCCUGUACAUUGUUUCUCAUCAUUUAUUGGCUCUCAAAGUAACAAAAAGAUUUUGUAACGCGAAAAAGUUGUGAAUUAUGGUGCUUUUUUCCAUUGAAUUUUUCUGCUUCUUUCUUUGCCAUUUUCUAUCUUAUGGAGGGGAAGUUUUUUUUUAGUCCACACUGGUCUAGGAGCCUCAUAUUUGUAUGUAAGAUAUUCACAUCUAAAAAAUCAUAUUUGACUCUUGAACAA